AUGAUGGAAGGCCUUGACAUUAUUCUCUUCUACCUUCGAGUCAUCGUCAUACCUUGCGUUUUUGUUUCUUCUCUUCAUCUUUUCUCGAGAUGGUGCAUAACAAAGAGCUCCGAUGAGGAAAACAAGGCCAAAGUUAAUCCUGCCAGAUUCCCGGGCCCAAAACAGUACCCAAUUAUUGGCCGUGUCCAUGAUCUGCCUAGAUUCGCUAUGUGGCUCAAGCUCAAGGAAUGGGCAGAUGAAUUCGGCCCCAUUUACCAGACCAGCAUGCUUGGGCAGAAAUUCGUCAUCAUCUCCGAUGAAAAGCUGGCUCAAGAACUCCUUAUUAAAAACGGCAAUGAUUUUGCAGGCAGACCGCAGAUCCAAGCUCUGAUCAAUCAUAAACUAGGACCUGCCUACUCUGCUCUGAUGGAUCGUCAUGACACUUGGAAAUACCAACGAAAAUGGGUUCACGCUGCCAUGGUCGCGGCGCACCAGCAGCACUUUUACGGCCACAUAGAAGCCGAGGUUAAGAGGUGGCUUGUCACCCUUUUGAUAGACCCCGAAAAAUUUCACAGCAACACCCGCGAGUUGACAGGUCGCAUUAUUAGCCGUCUUUCUUGGGACGACGCUUCACAAGGAAAGGCUUAUGGAGACAGCGCGAUAGCGACGCUAACGCAAAUGUCCGUCUCUGGCCCUCUUGUGAAUACAAUGACUCCACUAUGGCACCUGGGAGAUUUCAUUCGCUUCAAUCCGUGGCGCAAAUUCGAAGCUGCUCGUGAGAAAAAUCAGCGUGCGUGGUGGCUGCAGUCGUUCCGUGUGGCUAAGGUGAGAUACCAAAAGGGGCAGCUGCCAGCUGAUACUUGGGCCUACCGAUACUUUGAGCAAUUACAGAAAGGCGGCAAUGAAUCUCUCGUGCAGACUGAAAAGGAAGAGGACUUUGCCGCCUGUAUGCUAGGGUUCCAGUGCCUCGUGGGCGUUGUCACUAUAUCUGGGCCUAUGCAGUUCUUUCUGAUGUGUAUGGCCCUUCACCCUGAAUGGCUACAGAGAUGCCAAGAUGAAAUCGAAAGCGUCUGCGGCGAUAGAAUGCCAACGCGUGAUGACUUCUCCAAAUUGCCGACUGUUAGAGCCUGCUUGAAGGAAACUCUUCGAUGGAGAUCCGGCGUCCCAUUGGGCGUUCCUCAUCAAUGCGAAAAUGACUCUGAGUUUCAAGGCGUCAAGAUCGAAAAAGGCACCAUCAUCCUCGCCUGCGAAUGGAACCUCAACCGCGUCAGCGAGAACUAUACUGACCCUGAUCACUAUCGUCCAGACAGAUAUCUUAACCCGGAGUUUCCAACUUAUCAGGAACCUCUUAGCCACUACCCUAACUUCCGUGACGGUGUGGGAAUGCACACCUUUGGUUGGGGUCGGCGAGCAUGUCUGGGGCAGAAUCUCGUUGAUGACGAGAUGUUCGUCGCGGGAGCAGCAGUGUGCUGGGCCUUCGACAUGGGGCUGAAAAAGUGCCCUGCUACAGGUAAAGAUGUGACGUUUGACAGCCAAGCUACAAACUCGAACGUCAUCCUUGAGCCUUUGCCAUUCCCAAUGCAAUUCAAGAUAAGAAGUCCAGAGAGAGCCCAAGCUGUUUUGGAUGGAUAUAAUGUCGUCAGAGAUAACUUGCGAGUUUAG
Messenger RNA from Colletotrichum truncatum, 1641 nucleotides. Its product is annotated as Fumitremorgin C synthase 1. NCBI's taxonomy places the organism in Eukaryota, Fungi, Ascomycota, Sordariomycetes, Glomerellales, Glomerellaceae. Gene Ontology annotation, molecular function: monooxygenase activity; iron ion binding; oxidoreductase activity, acting on paired donors, with incorporation or reduction of molecular oxygen. The record is from RefSeq and is a predicted model, not a curated record.